Messenger RNA from Monosiga brevicollis MX1, 5856 nucleotides. RefSeq lists its product as uncharacterized. Gene Ontology annotation, molecular function: protein kinase activity; ATP binding; voltage-gated channel activity. Lineage: Eukaryota; Choanoflagellata; Craspedida; Salpingoecidae. The transcript is spliced from 25 exons. The record is from RefSeq and is a predicted model, not a curated record. Gene Ontology annotation, biological process: protein phosphorylation; transmembrane transport; monoatomic ion transport. Gene Ontology annotation, cellular component: lysosomal membrane; endosome membrane. The coding region runs from base 1 to 5856 and encodes 1951 amino acids.
AUGGCUGUAGAGCCCGAGGCCCCAGGCAUGCAAAAUUAUGAGCGCCUCAAGCAGAUCGGGUCAGGCUCGUAUGGCAGCUGCAUCCUGGUGAAGCGCCGGCGCGACAGCCAGCUGUGCGUCAUCAAGCAGAUCCAGCUGGAAAACAUGACCCCGCAAGAGGAAGAAGAGGUCCGCAUGGAGGCUCGCAUCAUGAUGUCCCUCCGCCAUAGUAACAUUGUGGCCCUCGUUGAUCCAACGUUUCGUGUGGGCAGUGUGCUUCACAUGGUCAUGGAGUACGCCGAAGGUGGUGACAUGAGUCGGGCUAUAGAAGGCCAGCGACGCUUGGGGGCCCGCUUCUCCGAGAAGAAAAUCAUGAACUGGCUCGUGCAGCUAGUGGCAGCGCUGGCUUUUGUUCAUUCAAAGAACAUUUUGCACCGAGAUAUCAAAGCUCAAAACGUCUUCCUUACACGUGGAGGCAUCGUCAAGCUUGGUGAUUUUGGCAUCUCCAAAGUUCUCAACUCUCAAACCCAGCUUGCUUCGACCAUCAUUGGCACGCCUUAUCAUCUGUCACCCGAAAUCUGCGAGCAAGCGCUAAAGAUCAAGGAUAUGAAUUCUCGACUGGUCCUUACAUGGCGCAUGAACUGUCAGGACAAACCAUAUGGCAAGAAGUCAGACGUUUGGGCUCUGGGCUGCUUGCUCUACGAAGUGUGCAUGCUUCGCAAAGCCUUUAAUGCCCAAAGCUUUCCUGCCUUGGUCAUGCGGAUUAUGCAAGUCCUCAUCUUGUGCAUGGUCUCCAUCGCUGCAUGUGGCUUGCAACAGGAAAAUUCUUACCUCUCAGCGACAGCUAUUCCGAUGGCCUACGAGAUGUUGUGGAGUCGAUGCUACGCUCUGAGCCCCAACACCGCCCCUCCUGUCACCUUUGCGGUGGAGCUGGAGCCUGCUAAGCGAGUACCCCCUUCACUUCGCCGUGCCCAGGAGAACGUCGUACCGCCAACGAAUGCAAGUAAUACAGUGAUAAAAACAUCAAAAGCUGCUGAGCCCGCGCAAGCACUGCCUUCUAGCGUGUCCUUUGACGUCGAGCUUGCUCCGCCGCGCAGGGCACCGCAGGCUGGAAAGCAGGCCGAUGGUCCUCGCGGCAAAAAGCCGGUCUCUUCGUCGUCAGCGGGCUCUGGUGCCAAGAAGAGUACCAACGAGGCGAACUUGGCGAGCAAUACCAGGUCGACAGCUGCGCAAAGAUCCACAGGCAUCGGUGCAGCACGGAGUCAACCGCAGGCCAGUGUGGCAACGCGUGGUACCAAAGCUCCUUUGCGUACUUCUUCACAGAAUCGGACCAGUACCCUCUCUGUGGCUGCAUCGGCGCCAGCGGCCAAUUUUGGCGCAACAGUAGUGCUUGAGUCUAAGAAGACUCGCUCCAAAACUGGUAGCUCAAGCUCCAGUUCUAGCUCGACGCUCCAAAGCGGCACCAGUACACUUUCCAAUGGUCCUCGCUUGACUGCAAAUGCCAAAACUUCCACGACAACGGUCCGCAAGUCCAAAGGCGGUCCCAGUACAGCGCAGAGCGCCCCCCGAGGCGUUGCAAGUCGGUCCCUUGAUGCCCAGCGGAACGCCAUGAAACGCGAUGCCAAACAAAAACGUGAUGAGGAAAAACGCUCUCUGAAAGAACACGAGCAGCGCCUUCGUGCCCUCAAGUCGAACGUGCAAUCCAAGUUGCAAGUCCCUCGCAAAGGCGGUAUUGCAAAAGGCGGAGGGACAAAGAGUAGCGAAGGACGAAGUGGUGCGUCGGUGCCAGAGACCAGCAAAGCCAAGGCUGCCCCGAAACGCCGAGCAACUUCAGGAUCAACGACCUCCAGUCCCGCGGGCUCUUCAAAGACGUCAACCGCUAGCACGCCGGACAUGUCUCCCAAGGAGCGAGUGGAGCAGCAGCGGAGUGACUUGCGUCGCCAAAUCCAAAAGGCUCGACAGGAUGCCAAGCGGAAUGGCGCAGGGGCGGAAGUGGCAGUUGAAAUUCUGCUCAGCGAUCGUGUCCGGCAGUUGCCGACCGAAGAAUUUGGCACACAGGAUCUUGGGCCGGUCUCUUCACCCACAGUGGGGGCGCCAAAACUGAGUCAGUCUCGUCUGGCUGAGCCAGCAUUGGGGGACGCAUCAAAUGGCGGACCUGAAACGGAGGAUUCAUCAGGUCUACGCCAAAGUACACAGUCGCUAUCGGAUGUAGAUACUGAGGUUAUGCGUGCAGCGGAGACUGUGGUACAAGCGGUCAAGGCGCCGCGGGUUACUGACGAGUCUGAAGAAGAACAUGAGGCGAGCCUUGACUCCUUGUCACCCCGCCAGCCACGGGGCUCGGACGUAUUGGACCAAGCUGCUGUUGAAGCACUUGCGCAUAGGGCCAUGAUGGUGCGCGGCGAGCUCCUUCAUCGCCUCGGCGAGGCUGUCUUUGAACAGCUUUAUCAAGCGGUGAACGACGCCGCUCAGGAGGGGACCGAUGAGCCCUCUGACGAGAUUGAUAGUGAAGCUGGCGACGAUGCUAUUUUGCCCAACACAGAGCUACUUGCUCACUUGCAUAGCUUGUUGGGAGCGGCUCCAGAGCCUGUCCGAGAUGAUGAGCCCGAACUGGAGGGCCUGGGUGAAUCCUGGGAUGCCGAUUCGGGGCAGGUUCGAGCAUUGCCCCUCGCCAAUCGUGAUGAGGUCUUUGAGCUCCUGUGCAAGGCCUACGAGCCCACCGAGGAGGGGCAACGUGCUUCUCGGCAGCUUGACAUUGUCAUGGACGUCGAUGCCACGCUCGUGGUCACGGGUCUGUUGCAACAUGCGACCUACCUCAUGCUCGAGGGUCGCCACUAUCUCAAGUUUCGAAACCACCCCGUCUCGCAAACGCGCGUGGCAGCCUUUCGGUGGCUCUAUCAGAGUGUCUGGAAUUUUCUCCCUUGGCUUGAAGUCCUUGCUGCUUCGAUUCCCCUGCUUCUGACCCUUUUUGAGUUUCCAGCCGUCUUCAAGGUGGUUGGGGGCUGGUCGGCCUGGUUGCAACGCUUGGGCAACCGUGUGCGCGUUGCCAUCUGGCUCUUACUCCUCAUCGAUGUCAUCGUGGCCGUGGCCGAUCCAGCUUAUGAUGCCAGCCGCAUACUCCGCCUGCUUCGGCCAUUCUUCCUGGUCGAUACCUUUCUGUGCUCGGGUGCGCGCCGGGUUGUCCAGCAAACUCUGUUUACAUCCGUGCGCGCCAUCGAUAUGGUGCUUCUAUUCAUCACCUACGUCCUGUUGUGGAGCAUUGUGGCCCAUGCCUUCUUCGGGCCAGAAAGCGUGUACGCAACCCACUUGAAGAACAGAACCGCCGCCGCAAACCUUCCUGAUGUGGCUGGAGUUGAUACACACUUUAUCACCUUCAACCAGUCCGUCGUGUCCAUGUUCGUGGCCAUCACCACAGCCAAUUAUCCUGAUGUUGGCAUGCAGACCAUGUUUAGUUGGCAACCCAAUGCCCUCUUCUUCGUGAUUUACAUGUUUCUUGGCGUUUACUUUGUGCUCAACUUCUUUCUGGCCGUGGUCUAUGAGAACUUCUUGAACUUUGAGAACACCAAGCAGUGUUCCAUGAUCCUGCAUCAACGCCGGGCCCUUCGACGCGCUUACUGCCUGGCUGUGCGUGCCAGCGUGCUCGAGCGACGUUUGACAGGCGGUGCCGAUGCCGACCGGUUCUCCCUGCAGCCCGAUUCUCUGAUGGAGGAUGCGCAUGAUGCUGCUGCUGAGUCCGGGGCUACGGCCAAGGAUAACGGUUCAGACGCGACACCACCACCCAGUCACGGACAUGAUGGCAGUGCAGAGAGUGAUGAGCACGAACAUCUGAAACACGGCAGUCAACUGGUCGUGCGCGCGCUUCAGGAUCCCGACAAGCCUUUGCUGACCCGCGAUAUCUUUGACCGCUUGGUGCUGGGGAUCGAGCCUCGUUUGGGUGCAAAGCAGCGAUUGCUCGUCUUUGCUUAUUUGACGCGUCUGCAGCACCGGACGGACCAGCUGACCCACAAUGAACAGUCGCGAGCGAAUACGAGCCGGCGCCAGCCGAAGCGCUGCAUCUCACUGAACGAGUUUUAUGGGCUCUUUGAUGCGCUGGAAAACGACUGGGCGUUGGAUCGACGAGCCACCUUGCGGCAGGUGACGACAAGUCCUGAUCCCUUUGCCUACGGCACAAAAGAACCGUGGCAUACCAUCAAACGCGCGUGCGCAUUUGCCGACACGACCUGGUUCCAUCACGCGGUGACGACCGUCAUCUUGCUCAAUCUGGCCUUUGUCGUGGCCAAUGCUAGCAAAGGGCGAGACACGCGUUUCCUGGACGAUGGAACCUACGGUGAAUGCCACACGCAUGUGUGGGAAUAUGCCUUUUUCGCAUUUUAUGUCAUUGAGGUUUUUGCCAAGUUGGGCGUCUACGGCCGUGUCAUCUAUUUCAAAGGAAAAUGGAAUCGGUUUGACUUUUUUGUUGUGGCGCUGUCGGCCUUUGGCUUUGUGUUGGAGGCUCUGCUGAGCGCCGAUUCGGGCUCAUGUGGUCACGGCAAGGAUGGCGGAUCGCUUGUCCGCGUGGUGGCGGUCGUUUUUCGAUGCCUGCGCAUGACGCGGGUGGUCCGCAUUCGCAAGAGCUUCCGGCAUGUUCUGCUGACCAUCACUUUUGUGAUUCGCAAGAUGUUUCGAUACAUUCUUGUGCUACUGCUGGUCAUGUACAGCUUUGCCGUCAUUGGGAUGGUAUGGUUCCACCAUACGGUGGCCGAGGACUGCUCCUGGUCUGACCCGACUGCAUGGGAGCCCUGCGGCUUUGCCUUUGACCCAUCCCAGGCCACCUACUACCAACUCCAGAACUUUGACAACGUGCUGCUGACUUUUAACACGCUCUUUACGCUGUUGAUUGUGAAUAAUUGGCAGCUUGUUAUGGAAGGACAUGUGGCUGUGGCACCCGGCAAAACGGCGGCACGCAUCUUCUUUUUUGUGUUCUAUCUCUUUGUCGUUUUGAUUGUGCUCAACAUUAUCAUUGCAUAUCUGCUGGAUGGGUUUCUCAAGCUGCACGGGUUGCUGGAGAAGCACGCGGAGAAUGACUUGAGUGAGGAGCAGCGGGAGCGAUCGCGCUUGGCGCAAGAGUCGGCACUUCAACGGAAAGAGACUGCCAGGCAUGCCGAGCAGGAGGCGGGUCUGGAGGGCCAGGUCAUUCGCCUGGGCUCGCAUUUGCAAGUGGGGGCCACCGUAACCUUGGCGCUGUCCCAGCACGCGCUGGCGGAGCAGAAUGCGGCACAGUUGUACGAUUCGUUCAUGUUAAGCGUGGCUCAGUCGGCAUUUCCCAUCUUGCAGCAAUCAGCACUGUCCCUGCGCUUGCUGACCCAAGGGCAGACGGUGGUGAUUUGUUCGGUGCCGACCCCGGCGGCGCUGUCUGUCAUGUCUGCGGCUGAGCCGUUGGUCGAGUUCAAGCGCCGCGUAUUGCCACUUUUGACGGAAAUGUAUGAGGGGCAUCAACGUGAGCAGCGGGGCGCGGAAGAAGCGGCGGCAGUGUCAUUGGACACAACGUCAGCGGUGUCACUGACGGGGGCUAGGCCGGGUCGAGAGGCACGCUUUACCGUGGCAUUGGAUGACGCGCAUCGCUGCUUCCCCUCGGGGGAUGCAGAUCUGCAAGUGGUGGCGCUUUUGUCGCAGUAUGCAAGUAGGCGAGCCUUGGAUAGCGUCGGGUUGCAGUACGAGGCGAAGCGCGAGAUCACGCGCGAUUCGAUUAGCCGGGCCUUGCAAGGUGAAGAGUUGGAAUGGGCCUGCAUCCAGGACGACAAUCGGGCACGCAUCCGUGUAGAACGAGACCCGUUGCAUUUUUUCCGCUUUGAUACGCUGGCAGCCGACGAUCCCGCGCACGGCGAGCUGGACGAGGGCUAA